AUGGCGCCCAUCCAUGCGAUCACGCUGGACAAUGUCGACGAGAUAGUCGAGAACUUAUAUCUCGGUGGUAUAACUGCGGCGCACGAGACCGAAAACCUUGUGGAGCAGGGGAUUCGGGCCGUGGUCUGCUGUGUCCGCGAGACAGAAUUCCCCAGCUACGACUUCAACAAGCAGAUUCAUUACUUCCGUGUGGACGUGGAAGAUGUCUCCAUUGAGCCCAUCGAGUACUUCUGGCCAGAGGCGAUGCAGUUCAUUCAUGAACAUCACUCCAAGGGCCUGCCGGUUUUUGUGCAUUGUCGUGCUGGGGUUUCAAGAAGUGCCUCCACUGUGAUAGCAUACCUCGUCAGCCAACUGGGCUUCACUUUGAAGGAUGCUUUCUUGCUGGCUCACAAGAAGAGACCGGUAGUAACACCCAAUCUUGGCUUUAUGGACAAGCUUUGUGAGCUGGAGAAGUCGAUCAAGGGCACUUCGAGCAUCGACUUGUUCAAGUACGAAAGCUGGUGGAGCGGCUCUCACAUGGCGGAAGUGCCUGAUGUGGGCAUUGAAGAUCUCGAAGAGAACCCCGAGCCGGAGAAGGUGCCGGAGGCCGAGGAGGCCGAGGAGGCCGAGGCAGCGUCGCCUUCGUCUCCCAGCGGUCGCUCCAGCGUGGCCCAAAAGCUCCAAGCUGCCAAUCGAAAGCUCAGGAUCCUCCGGGCCAUGUCUGACCUGGAACACCAGAAGCAGGUGCUCCUGGACCUUCCCGAAUUCGACGACGGCGACCCGCCGGUACAAAGGAAGCGCAUAGAGAGGAUCCGAGCCCUCCUCAUCCGCCAAGCGGCUCACGACCCGGAGUUGGGCUACUGCCAAGGUAUGCACCUCAGUGCCGCCAUCUUCGUGGCUGCCUCCGAAUCCCAGGGGGAGGCCUACUGGCGCUUCCACGGCUUCACCACGGCCCUCCGGGGCUUGUGGCUCGGAUCGAGCAGCUUCCCACUCCUGAGGAGUGGCUGCGCAUGCUUCCAGGAGGGGAGCAAGAAAGAGGAGCUUGCAAAAGGGAGACCUUGGUUUCAGCACCUCAUGGCCUUGAAGAUCGACCUGAACUUGUACCUCGCGCAAGCCUGGCUCGGGCUUUUCGGUCUCUGGCUGCCCUUCUCAGUCCUCGUUCAAUGCAUUCAGCUCUUGGAGGGGAGCCACAUGGCCGGGCUUUUGGCGAUGACCUUGGCUUUGCUGGAUCGGCGCAGCGACCGCAUGCAUGAAGCCCAAACAGAGGAUGGUCUUCUGCGAGUGCUCUUGAGCAAGGAGGACAUCUCGGCCCGGGAGAUCUUGCAAGAGACCCGGAAAAAUCUGGCUGAGGCCUCCAUCGCACUGAAACAGAACACCUGCGUCGUAGAGGAAGCGGAGCUCACCCUGACCAUGCGGAAUUCCAGAGUCUUCUCAGAUGAGCGGAAGAUCUUGGAAGGCUUACCAAGCUUGUCCGAGCUGGUACUCCAGGAACGGGUUGAACCUGAGGUGACGGAGAUUGCGCCCGUGCCCAGGCAGGACAUUUCUUGUUGGUCCUGCCUGGAAGCUUUCCGGAAGCCCAAAGAGAGCCCCCAAGUAGCGAAGCGUGCCGGAGCUAGCGUCCACGACCAGAACCAAGAGUUGGCAAAGAUGCGAAGCUUCACCCACGCAACCAUCAGGCGCGAGGCACGGCAGCGCCUGUCUCGCUUGAACUGGGCUGAUCAGACGUCGCUCCAAAAGUGA
Molecule: messenger RNA, 1719 nt
Organism: Symbiodinium sp. CCMP2592
Lineage: Eukaryota; Dinophyceae; Suessiales; Symbiodiniaceae
Source: the annotation of a GenBank genome assembly